GAAGUUCUACUUUGUCUAUGGCGGCUUCCUUUCUUUCGCCCGUUUUUGUUACAAACGAGGAUAUUUCCACAAAAUUUCUAAUUUUCUCUCUAUUUUGAAUAAUUUUACUGUAUUGUAUAUUCAACGGUUAUUAUAUUGAAAUCAUGUGCUAGUGUUUUCAAGUCGAACAUUUCUUUUGAAAAUGUGGCUAUGCGGUUUGUGGUUAGGUUAAGGAUAAUGCCGUUUUUACCUUCAGAUAUAUCUUGUAACGUGUUUUAAACUAUUAAUACGGGUGCAAAAUGGAUUUUGUGAAGAGAGAAGACCAAAAUCUUAUUGAUGAAGAGAGUUAUAAGGCGUAUACAGAGGCUCUCCUGAAGCAGAGCCAACAGAACAUGGACAGCAUGGAGUACCAGCACACGGCCAUCUCCAUGGAGCAGCUGCACCAGGUCAUGCAGGGCUCGCUGACCAGCGCCGUCCCGCACGGCUUCCAGAUCCCGCUGUCUCCGCGACAAAUGUCCACCUUGAUGCUCAAAACCAACCACAUCUCACGAAACCUUCACUUUUCGGAUAUUCCUACGAAUUUGCAACGAAACCUGGCCUCCGAGAUGGAGUUAACCCAUAAUCUUGCGUCUGAUGUCAGUAUUUCACAUAUUCCUCCAAAUGUUGUGAGAAACCAUCACGAUGAUGGGUUAAAUAGAAAUCUGCCAGAGCAUUCUCUUAUUCGGAGUUUGGCAAAUGAAAUGGGACUGCAACAGAAUAUUGGUCUUGCUCAGAACCUUGUACAAUCCCUGAAUGAACAGAUGGACUUAUCGCGAAACUUAGGUGUAGACAUGAGCCAGAAUCUGUCAAGAAAUGACAUGCUUACUCAGAACUUAGUGCGUACCGACGCAAACAUUCAGCAAAAUGUUAGUCACGAAUUAGAUUUGACCCACCACAUCAAUCGGAAUCCUAAUAUUGAGCAGGAAAUGCUGGAAGAUUCACGGAGUACGCCAACAGUUGUGCAAUGUGUUCCUGACAAUAUGCUAGUGGACCAGAAUGGGCAGAGACUGGUGGGCCACGGUAUGGUCCAUGACGCUGGCUCACGGCAGUUGGACCAGAGUGACCAUCUGUUGCCGAUGCAGUUCCAUAUAAAAUCGGAGCAGGAGGAUGACGGCUAUUUCUAUGAGUCGAUGCCGCAUGGAUUCGCAAAUAACAUUGGUGGUUUGGCUGGCCACAUGCCGUUACCAGCAGAGCAAGCGCAGCGCAACCCGCCGCUACACCAAGACAGCCAAAUAUUCUCCCCAUACAACAAUCACAUCAACAACGUCAAUGUACCGGCCCUAGCACCUCUAGACCUCUACCCUCGCCCCCAGAACUACAUACAAAACUACUCAGUCGACAACAUAACCAGAGAAAACCCACAGAACCUAGUCGUCCAUAGACAAUUCGAAAACCAUAGCCCAUACCAACAGGAAGAGUUUAAGUCUCAAAAUGGCGGCACGGAAGUAACAGAAAAACACGACGAACCAAAAGAUUUGGACCCUAAAGAGAACAAUGUAACUAUGUAUUACACAGAGUACAACCCGAGUCAGAAUCUGAGCCAAAUGUAUGCGGAGAAAAACGAAAAUGAUUCCAACGAGCAUAACAAGAUUCAGAAAACUGGCGACGAUGACGCAAUGAACAUAAAAGGCGAGUACAUUUGCUACAAAUGCGUGCAAAUCUUCCCGACGAAAAGGAGUUUGAAGCAGCACUCGAAAAACUGCAUGGAAAUUGCGGAUAGCGAGGGAGAAAAGCGCGGGAAAUUCGGCUGUAGCCAGUGCCCGUACCGGUCGCAGUCGUCCGCCAUCUUGAAAAUCCACAUCCGAACUCACACUGGCGAAAAGCCGUUCUCUUGCACGUUCUGCGACUACAAAUCCGGCCAGAAAAACAACGUGGCCAAGCACAUUUUAGUCCACAAGAAGGAGAAACCUUUUCGGUGCCAGUACUGUGAGUACCGUUGUGCUCAGAAGAAUAACUUGGUGGUGCACGAACGUACGCACACAGGUUACAAACCUUUUGCGUGCCCGUACUGCGACUACAGAACCGUUCAGAAACCUAAUUUAGUCAAACACAUGUAUCUGCACACGGAUCAGAAACCUUUCAGUUGUGAUAUGUGCAAUUAUCGGUGCGUACAAAAGACGAAUCUGACUAAGCACAAACAGAGACAUUUGAACGAGAAGGACGGCGAGAAGGUUGAGGUCAAAACGCAGAAUAAACCGUACAGACCGCGACAGAAGUCAGUGAAAUGCCCUCACUGCUCGUACUGGUGCGUUCAGAAAGCGAGCCUAGACAAACAUAUGCAGUUUAAACAUGGUGAUACGAACCAAGUUGACAAUGCAAAGUUUUCCGAAGAGAAUUUUGAACAUGGUGUGAAUACUAUGAAGAAUAUUGGUGACUGUAUUAGUGAUGAGACGAUACAGAACUUGAGUAUUAAGAAGGAUGUGAAAUUGAGUGAUGGUGUGAGUGAUAAACAGGUUUUGGAGCCACUCCAAGUGCAGUCAUAGCAUUAGCAUCUGUGGCAUGUAUAGGACACUCUGCCGGCGUAUGACUAUUGGAAAUACUAGAUUAAAUGUAACUAAAGACUGUUUUUUUAUCUCAGAUACUAAAUUGACAGAUUCUGAAUGGUUCAUCAACAGUCGAUUGUCCCUUUGUCAUUGAUGGUCCCGAGAUUAAGUGACGUAUCGUUCUAUUGGCGGGACAAUCGACUGUUGAUGAACCAUUCAGAAUCUGUCAAUGUAGUAUGUGAGAUUAAAAAACAGACUUUAGUAACGGGCGAACAGUUUGUCUACUGCGAACGCAGCCUUACUUGCUCUUUGUAAAAGCACCAGUGAUUUAUGAUUUGACAAAAAAGUGAUUUGUUUAUCUGUAUGUAUGAUAUGGAAUUUCGUUUAGAGUAUGCUCUCUAAAACCUAAAAUACAGCUCCAGACCCCUUAGCAUGAAUUUUCAUCGUGAACGUGACGUGAAAUUACUUGAUGAAUUUUGUUGGGAAAUUUAGGUCUGCUACCGUCCGCCAGAGGCGCUGUUCAUAUUUUCAUACAAAAUUACUCGAUUAAUUCUACUUCACGUUCACGAUGAAAAUUCAUGCUAAGGGAUCUGCUCUGGCGGGCAGCAGCCUUAUGCUUGACUUAACUUCUUUAGCUCAAGUGGGAGUUUUAUUACCUAUCGAGAAGUGAAAUCGAUCAAUGAUUGUCACUGAACCUAUUUCAUUGCUCGCUUUUAUUUUUCGAAAUUUCUAUUGGUUGUGAAAGUGGUUUCAUAUUAUGUAAGUUAUGUUAUUGGUAUACGCACAAUGGCAAGGCUGUGCGCCCACUGCAAUAUUUUUAAUAUCCAUUUUUUUGUCCUAGAAAUGUCUCAUAUGAAUAUAUUAGAUUAGCGGGUUGCGAUAAAAAAACACGUCGAAAUUUUAAUAUGAAUAGUGAUACUUAAUAAACUCGCGCUACAAAAAAUUGCAGUACGCGCAGGCCCAUGUAACAUUUGAAACAUUAUGAUACGCACUGUAAACCACAUGAAAUAAUCGUGUGAUUGAUACUCAUAAUACAUCGAAUAUGUAAAAAAAUCUGUGAGGAUAUUGUUUGUUAAGGUGAUGUCUCAUUGCUGCGGGGCGUUGUUAUCCAUAUAUUUGUCAGGGUCCUAUCAUAAAAAAUACAUGAAAAAACGCACCACAGCAAUGGAGCCUCUCCCUUAUUCUGCAGGACGGAAUAUUUAUUAUUGAAAUCAAUUUACUCCCAAUUUUUUUUAUAAAACCACUUGGCUAUUAGCUUUUUUUGGGUGCGUCUGGCAGGUUUACGAUAUUUUUUGUAAAUAUAUAUUUUUUGCACUGUUACUGUAUAAAAUUUGAAUGAAUUAAAAAUACACCCUGUGUGUAACGCUAGCUAGGCUGUGAUGCAAUAAUCAAUUGUAAUGUGAAUUAAAUAAGAAAUUGUUACCAAGAGAUUGUAAUGUGUGUAAAAAAAAUAAGACAUCACAAUUAUUGAGAUAAGUAAUUUAGAAUUAACAGAAUCUUAUGACGACAAAAUCAUUUGGGAUGUUUCGUAUCUUUAUACGGGAUUUUAUAAUUGCCUGUUUUUUUCACCUACCAUGAGAUUUUGAGCAACUUUUACUGAUUGAAUCAAUUAUGAUUUUUAUAGUGUUAUUUUUUAUGUUAACUACAUUUUUUAUUUCAUUUUUAUAAUAAAUGCCUCAUGCCAAAACUUAAAAA
Messenger RNA from Plutella xylostella (diamondback moth), 4196 nucleotides. RefSeq lists its product as uncharacterized. NCBI's taxonomy places the organism in Eukaryota, Metazoa, Arthropoda, Insecta, Lepidoptera, Plutellidae. Gene Ontology annotation, molecular function: DNA-binding transcription factor activity, RNA polymerase II-specific; RNA polymerase II cis-regulatory region sequence-specific DNA binding. The record is from RefSeq and is a predicted model, not a curated record. Gene Ontology annotation, biological process: regulation of DNA-templated transcription.